AUGGGAGGAAACUGUAGUGACCCCAAGAACCAGGGGUAUCUUGGGACUUUAUUUCCUAAAACGGCUCGAUCGACCAAUCAGUACUUACAGUCGAAGCUGAAGCCGACCUUUGCAUCAGCUCAAAGUCUACUGAACACCCACAUCCUAUAUUUUCAACCCAUUUCCGUCUACAAAAUGAAGUUCUUGGCCAUUGCUGUCACCUUGUGCCUCGCUGUGCUGUGCACCCAGGCUUUACCAGCCGAAAUGCCAUCUUCACCACUGCUGCUUAGUCGGAUGGCCAGGUCACCUCAAUUCCCUUACCCAGACUGUAUCCCGUGCACUUGUAAAACGACCAUCACAAAAAUUACCAUAAUCGAACAUGAAGUAAGACCAGCAUCCACAAGGUUCGGCGGCAGCCCCCAGUGCUGCCCAUGCCCUCCACCUCCCUUCUGAUGUCGUUGCCCCUCAUGGACCGAUGACGCUAAUCCUCUCAAUAUGUUCUAGACGGAUAAUCACAAAAAUAAAGAAAAAAACACUGAACCCAAAUGGUAUAUUAUUACUGAAUGUAUUCAUAUCCAAAUAAAAUUGCUGUAACUAACCAAA
Molecule: messenger RNA, 582 nt
Organism: Penaeus indicus
Lineage: Eukaryota; Metazoa; Arthropoda; Malacostraca; Decapoda; Penaeidae
Exons: 6
Coding region: 1-432 (143 amino acids)
Source: RefSeq, a predicted model, not a curated record